GAACUGUCCUCUCCUCCCGCAGCGGCUGCGGACAGGAGACGACGACGCGCACAGAAAAACAACCGCUUCCCGCACCGCAGUCCCCCGCCCCCGCCGUGCCGUGCUCCCCCCUCUGCCAGCCUAUGCAGCGCCCGAGCGCUCGCCUUUUUGACCGCGUCCGCCUGCCGCCCUGUCCUGUACCCCUCCCUCCCUCCCCCCUCCUCCCCUUCACAGUGUCACACGCACUUCUCGUUCUCGCCGAUCCAGUGCCACUACACUACAAUACUACUGCGCGGUAGCGCUCGCACUCGCACCACACCACGCCACCGCUGCUGCCUGCUCCUCACAGUCCUCCCCGCGCUCGCAUUGCGAUUCGCGACCUAGCGCGAGGGUACGGGGGGUGGUGCGCGCGCGUGCUCGGUGAUCCGGGAAGCGCCGCGAGAUGGCCGGGGGCGGAGGCGGCGGUGCCGCGCCGAAGCACGACGACUUCACGCCGCACCCCGUCAAGGACCAGCUCCCUGGGGUCUCCUACUGCAUCACCAGCCCUCCCCCGUGGCCUGAAGCCGUUCUUCUUGGGUUCCAACAUUAUCUGGUCAUGCUUGGUACCACUGUGAUCAUACCAACUGCACUUGUUCCACAAAUGGGAGGAAACAAUGAGGACAAAGCAGUGGUUAUCCAGACAUUGCUGUUCGUUGCAGGUAUCAACACCCUCCUGCAGAGUUUCUUUGGUACCAUGUUGCCUGCAGUGAUCGGCGGGUCAUACACCUUUGUUCUGCCUACCAUUUCGAUCAUCCUUGCUGGACGUUAUGCUAAUGAACCUAAUCCACAUAUUAAAUUUCUCCGCAUCAUGCGUGGGACACAAGGUGCGUUGAUUGUGGCUUCAGCCUUACAGAUUAUAGUUGGCUUCAGUGGCCUUUGGCGUAAUGUUGCCAGGUAUCUGAGUCCACUUUCAGCUGCUCCUUUGGUGGCACUAGUUGGAUUUGGACUGUAUGAGCUAGGAUUUCCAUCGAUUGGUCUACCUCAACUCAUCCUUCUUGUGAUCUUUACAAUGUACCUGCCACAUGCUGUUCACAUGCUGAAGUCUAUCUUCGAUCGAUUUGCUGUCCUGUUCACUAUCCCCAUAGUGUGGCUCUAUGCAUAUCUUCUCACUGUUGGAGGAGCAUACAGGAAUGCACCACCAAAGACUCAAUUUCAUUGCCGCACUGACCGUUCUGGAUUAAUUGGUGGCGCACCCUGGAUAAGAGUACCAUAUCCUUUUCAGUGGGGUGCUCCAACUUUUGAUGCGGGUGAAGCUUUCGCGAUGAUGGCAGCAUCAUUUGUUGCUCUCGUGGAGUCCACUGGGGCCUUCAUUGCUGUCUCUAGGUAUGCUAGUGCUACACCAAUCCCACCCUCUGUUCUUAGCCGUGGUAUUGGCUGGCAGGGCAUCGGUAUUCUUCUGGAUGGGCUAUUUGGGACUGGAAAUGGGUCUUCUGUAUCAGUUGAAAAUGCUGGUUUGCUAGCUUUGACACGCGUUGGUAGCCGAAGGGUAGUGCAGAUAUCAGCUGGUUUCAUGAUAUUCUUUUCUAUUCUCGGGAAAUUCGGAGCUGUGUUCGCCUCAAUUCCUGCACCCAUCUUUGCAGCUAUGUAUUGUAUCUUCUUUGCUUAUGCCGGUUCUGCUGGGAUCGGCUUCCUUCAGUUCUGUAACCUCAACACCUUUAGGACCAAGUUCAUCCUUGGGUUCUCAGUUUUCAUGGGCCUUUCUGUUCCUCAAUACUUCAAUGAGUACACAUCUAUUGCUGGUUAUGGUCCUGUUCACACACAUUCAAGAUGGUUCAACGAUAUAGUGAAUGUGAUAUUCUCGUCCAAGGCGUUUGUUGCUGGCUUCGUGGCAUAUUUGCUGGACAACACUAUUGACAGGCAUGAAGCUUCAGUCAGGAGAGACCGAGGCUACCAUUGGUGGGACAAAUUCCGGUCGUACAGGACCGAUACAAGAAGCGAGGAGUUCUAUUCCCUGCCAUUCAAUCUGAAUAAGUUCUUCCCAUCGGUCUGAGCUUUUGCUGUGGUUAAUGUGAGAUGCUCUUGUUACUCUGGAACUGCCCACCCCCUGUUCUCCGGCGGUGGCACCGUGAUCUGGAUUUUCUCGGUACAUGAAAAAAUUACUGUAUAUUAAAACCCGCUCAGCUCGGGUUUCACCUCCUCCCCGUGCUUCACGGGAAUUUGGCGACACUCCUUCC
Molecule: messenger RNA, 2192 nt
Organism: Zea mays
Lineage: Eukaryota; Viridiplantae; Streptophyta; Magnoliopsida; Poales; Poaceae
Exons: 14
Coding region: 422-2008 (528 amino acids)
Biological process (GO): transmembrane transport
Cellular component (GO): membrane
Molecular function (GO): transmembrane transporter activity
Source: RefSeq, a predicted model, not a curated record